Cyprinodon tularosa is the source of this 2163-nucleotide messenger RNA. Its product is annotated as gastrula zinc finger protein XlCGF8.2DB-like. The transcript has 4 exons. Gene Ontology annotation, cellular component: nucleus. The coding region runs from base 186 to 1145 and encodes 319 amino acids. The record is from RefSeq and is a predicted model, not a curated record. NCBI's taxonomy places the organism in Eukaryota, Metazoa, Chordata, Actinopteri, Cyprinodontiformes, Cyprinodontidae.
UCCCCCAGAUCAUCUUACACCGGAUAGACCGCCUGCAGGAUUAUAUUGGAAAAGAGGAGGAUUUCUCUGACCAGCAGCUCUGUGGACAGGAGAGGAAUUCCAGUUUGGAUCAAGAGGAACCAGAAGCUCUGCAGAUAAAAGAAGAGCAGAAAGAAGCAGAAGAUCCCUGGACUAAAGAGGAAACCAUGGAGCUCCCCAUAAGUGAGCAGGAAGAGCAGCUUGUUCUGAAGCAGGAGACUGAAGAGAAACCUUUCCCAUGUUUGACAUGUGGAGAAAACUUUCUUAAAAAAGAACAUUUAAUGGAUCACAUGAGAACUCACACAGACCGCCUCCAGGAUUAUCUUGGAAAAGAGGAGGAUUUCUCUGACCAGCAGCUCUGUGGACAAGAGAGCAAUUCCAGUUUGGAUCAAAAGGAACCAGAAGCUCUGCAGAUAAAAGAAGAGCAGCAAAAGCCAGAAGAUCCCUGGACAAAAGAGGAAACCAUGGAGCUCCCCAUAAGUGAGCAGGAAGAGCAGCUUGUUCUGAAGCACGAGAUUGAAGAGAAACCUUCCCCAUGUCUGACACGGGGAGAAAACUUUCUAAAAAAAGAACAGUCAAUGGCUGACAUGGGAAAUCAAGCUGGUCAGAAGAUUUAUGAAUGUUUGUCCUGUGGAAAAAUGUUCACACAGAAAUCUAGACUUAAUCUUCACAUCAGAAUUCACACAGGUGAGAGGCCUUUUGAAUGUCCGUCCUGUGGAAAAAGCUUCACUGAGAAAUCUAAUCUUAACUCACACAUCAGAAUUCACACAGGUGAGAGGCCUUUUUCCUGCACGAUUUGUAGCAAAAGUUUUACUCGAAAAAGUCAUUUGACUUCUCACAUGAAAAUUCACACAGGUGAGAAGCCUUUUGAAUGUCUAUCUUGUGGGCAAAGCUUCACCUCUAAGACCCGUCUUAAUCAUCACAUCAGAAUUCACACGGGUGAGAAGCCUUUUUCCUGCACGAUUUGUAACAAGAAUUUUAUUGGAAAAGGUAAUUUGACUCAACACAUGAGAAUUCACACGCGUGAGAAGCCUUUUGAAUGUCUGUCAUGUGGAAAAAUAUUCACUCAGAAAUCUAGUAUUGAUAAACACAUGAGAAUUCACACACGUGAGAAGUUGUUCUCCUGAAUUAUUUGUGACAAGGGUUUUAAACAAGACGGUUAUUCGGUUAUUCAGAUGACAUUCAUUCAUGAUGUGGAAUGAUUUAUAUUUGAGGUGGGCAUAUAUUAAUUUCUGUAGUCUUGGAAUUAAUCUAGAUCAAUCUAGAUUAAAACGGCUGAUUUGAAUUCUGCCAAAUGGCUUCAUGAAUCAGAAUCAGAAUAACUUUAUCAAUCCCUUGAGGGAAAUUUUUUUCUUGCCGUGCGAAAGAAAUUUACAGAAGAGGGGAAAAAUUAGAUUGUGAGUACAAAUAAGAUAUAAGAAUAAAAUCUGAUAAGGAUGAUAUGUGUGUGGUACCUAAAUAAUAAUUAAAAGUAAGUCUUUGAACUGGUGCAUUAGACCAGGGGCUCAUCUCCUGUUUCCAGAAUGCAUCACAUAAUACUACUGAAAGCAACAUUUUCAAAAAGCAUCCAACUUUACCCACAUUCACCAAAGCAAUCAUCAAGAAGCAAACAUAAUGUGGUAAUAAUUUGCGGUGUCUUGGUAAAAUGAAAUUUAAAAUGACAAAACAUGGCCUACCUAAAGUGAAGGAGUGCAGUUCCCAGCUGGCAUCAAUGAGGUGUACACUAAUGCUGAGGUAGUUCUCAUUAUAGACAGAUGUCUAGUGGUCCCUCGUCAGUGCUAAACACGUCGCCUCAAUCAACUUUAGCAGCUUUCUCUGCAGCGUACUGCUCAUUUAUUCUCCUCCACAGUUAGACGCCACAGGUAUGAACACUAGUUCCAUGUUUGACUGGUGAGAAAAUGUCCAUCUAGAAACUCCUUCACCUCACUAUAUGAGAAACUCACAGGUUAAUGGUCUUUUUCAAGCAAAGUUUUGAGAAAGCCAUUAAUUAACAGCUCUUUUUACAUAGAAACUAGAACAGAUAAGGUGUUCUAUUGUAAACUAGUAAAUAUUCAGGUCCUGGGUGAAUAUGUGGAUGUGAACAUUUGAAAGUUAAUUAUUUUGGACCUGAGUAAAUUAGUAAGAAAGUUGCCCUGACAAAAAAAA